UCACAAAUAAAAUUCUACGGAAGACAUUUAUCGCGGACGAGUGUUCCUUCAAAUUGGUUCCGGGUAUCAACAGCCUGGUGGCUAACAUUAGCUGAAACGAAAUCUCCACUUCACAUUCUGCGACAGGGUGGUUAACAGAAAUAUCGGAACAGGAUGGAUGGUGAAGAGAGAACCUACGGUGGCUGUGAAGGGCCAGAUGCCAUGUAUGUGAAGUUGAUCUCUUCAGAUGGCCAUGAAUUUAUUGUGAAAAGAGAACACGCCUUGACAUCUGGGACUAUCAAAGCUAUGUUGAGCGGGCCAGGUCAGUUUGCUGAGAAUGAAACCAAUGAAGUGAACUUCAGGGAGAUUCCGUCUCACGUCCUGUCCAAGGUCUGCAUGUACUUCACCUACAAGGUCCGUUACACCAACAGCUCCACAGAAAUCCCUGAAUUCCCCAUCGCUCCGGAGAUCGCACUGGAACUUCUCAUGGCUGCGAACUUUUUGGAUUGCUAAAGUUAGAGAUAAUGUAGCAAAUUAAAACAUUUUUAGAUUUUUGUUUUGAAUAUUUAAAAUGUUUUUUUCAUUUACAUCAUAUGAAACUUUUUUUUUUUCUGUCAUACUUUUAUUAGUAUUAAAGGGUUUCAUUUUAAUGUAAUAAAUGGAUAGGGCAGAAUGCAUCACUUGCCCCAGAAUGUGACAAAUAUGUUGCCCCCCCCCCCCAUAAAUCUUUCCUCACCUCUCCACCUUAAUAAAGAUGUGUUUGGUGAGCACUUGUCAGUUGCUACCUUGUUCUAUAUGACUUUAAAUAACAGAAAAAUCUGCAUCCCCUGUUGUGUAUUUUGGUGUAGCUCAAGUAAAACAUUACAAAAUGGAUGAAACAUGACAAAAACAGUAAGCGGAGAAAUUGCUAAAUGAUAACAAUUGCACUUUUAAAAAAAAUAUAAUACAAAAAUAAUAAUGUAUUUCAUUAUACCCUGUAUCCUUUGUAAUAGGAGUACAUUGGUUGCUUUUCAUUGUAAGAGGUAACCACGCUUGACAUUGUGUUAGGAGUAUAUGUUACAUACUUUUAAGUCUAAUUAAUGCUGGUUCUGCCAAACAGAACGUUGGAUGAAAAUAAAUUUUGGGAAAACGA
Messenger RNA from Micropterus salmoides (largemouth bass), 1111 nucleotides. RefSeq names its product elongin C paralog a (gene eloca). The coding region runs from base 154 to 492 and encodes 112 amino acids. Gene Ontology annotation, biological process: ubiquitin-dependent protein catabolic process. Lineage: Eukaryota; Metazoa; Chordata; Actinopteri; Centrarchiformes; Centrarchidae. Gene Ontology annotation, cellular component: elongin complex. The transcript is spliced from 4 exons. The record is from RefSeq and is a predicted model, not a curated record. Gene Ontology annotation, molecular function: protein-macromolecule adaptor activity.